GCCUCUUUCUCCAAGAUGUCGGUGUUCGGGCCAGUGGUGAAAAUUCACCCCGUCGUUCUCGCUUCUAUCUGUGACUCGUACGAGCGAAGGAAUGAGGGAGCGAGUCGAGUGAUCGGAACCCUGUUGGGCACUGUUGACAAGCAUUCUAUCGACGUGACCAACUGCUUCUCUGUUCCCCACAAUGAGUCUGAAGAUGAGGUCGCUGUGGACAUGGAGUUUGCCAAGAACAUGUAUGAGCUUCACAAGAGGGUGUCGCCCACAGAGGUCAUCAUUGGGUGGUACGCCACAGGCUUUGACAUCACCGAACACUCUGUGCUCAUCCACGAGUACUACAGCCGCGAGGCCUCCAACCCCAUUCACCUGACGGUGGACUCGGCGCUGCAGAGUGGCAAAAUGAACAUCCGCGCCUACGUCAGUGCUCAGAUGGGUGUACCAGGAAAAACAGUUGGUGUCAUGUUCACUCCACUGACGGUCAAGUACAUCUACUAUGACACCGAGAGGAUAGGCGUGGAUCUUCUGCAGAGGACACGUCUGGCUUCCACUCGUACCAAGGGCCUGACCUCUGACCUGUCUCAGGUGGGCGGCGCUGCAGCCAGGGUACAGGACAUGCUGACCACAGUGCUUGCAUACAUUGAGGAUGUGGUGUCUGGGAAGGUGACCGCAGAUAAUAGCGUGGGUCGUUUUCUCAUGGAUCUGGUCAACAAAGUGCCAACCAUCUCAGCCAAGGACUUUGAAAACAUGCUCAAUUCCAACAUCAACGACCUGUUGAUGGUGACCUACCUGUCUAACCUGACCCAAGCACAGAUUGCCCUGAAUGAGAAGCUCGUGCUGCUCUGAGACUUCUUCAGUCAUUCAUAUUUAAUUUUUGUGCUUUCCCCUUCUUUGUUUGGCUAAGAUGAAUAAAGAUGUUAAACAAA
Messenger RNA from Nematolebias whitei (Rio pearlfish), 917 nucleotides. It is a transcript of the gene eif3f, whose product is annotated as eukaryotic translation initiation factor 3, subunit F. The record is from RefSeq and is a predicted model, not a curated record. NCBI's taxonomy places the organism in Eukaryota, Metazoa, Chordata, Actinopteri, Cyprinodontiformes, Rivulidae. Gene Ontology annotation, molecular function: metallopeptidase activity; translation initiation factor binding; translation initiation factor activity. The transcript has 8 exons. Gene Ontology annotation, biological process: translational initiation. The coding region runs from base 16 to 837 and encodes 273 amino acids. Gene Ontology annotation, cellular component: eukaryotic translation initiation factor 3 complex, eIF3m.